AUUUACUUUGUCGCUGCUGUUGAAACCGCAUAUGAAAGUACGGCUUCGGCUUGGAUUUUUGCCUUCAGAUUACACUUUGCGAUCCUCUCUUCUCCUUAUAAGAAAUAAUCUGACGGUUAUCGAACCUGUUGUGGUGUAUGGAAGAGGAGCACGUAUAGGAAUGCGAGUGGAAAAUAUGGAAGCUAGGUCGAAACAACCUCUGUUGUUCGAGAUUCGCCAUGACCAUCUCAGCGACUGUAACAAUCCCAAGAGGUUAAUGCAUAAGCUCAGCUCUACACUAACAGUUCGUCGUCCAUUCUCGGUGCUGAACUCAGGAGAAGUGCCGUUCACCGUUGUGAAUAUGAGCAUCAAUGGUGUGCCUUGCGAAAAUCGCGGUUUUCGGAUACUGAAUUGCUAUCCUUUCCGGCUCCAGCCAAACGAGACCUACUCCCUUGAUGUUGCUCUCGAAGUAUGUUCCAGUUACACACCUGACUUUCUCACAACAACGAAUGAGGCAGAUCUGCAGUUGUACAUGCAUAUGAAUGGAAGUUCAUGGAUGUUCCCCUUAGCAGCCACUGUACCUGAGGAUAUGAUGUCAAGGUGUCAUCGUGCCCUUCCA
Messenger RNA from Strongylus vulgaris, 598 nucleotides. The record is from the annotation of a GenBank genome assembly. NCBI's taxonomy places the organism in Eukaryota, Metazoa, Nematoda, Chromadorea, Rhabditida, Strongylidae.